Messenger RNA from Cotesia glomerata, 2070 nucleotides. RefSeq names its product dnaJ homolog subfamily A member 1 (gene Droj2). Gene Ontology annotation, biological process: response to heat; protein refolding. The coding region runs from base 225 to 1409 and encodes 394 amino acids. Gene Ontology annotation, cellular component: cytosol; cytoplasm. Gene Ontology annotation, molecular function: Hsp70 protein binding; ATP binding. The record is from RefSeq and is a predicted model, not a curated record. The transcript is spliced from 5 exons. NCBI's taxonomy places the organism in Eukaryota, Metazoa, Arthropoda, Insecta, Hymenoptera, Braconidae.
AGUUUCGAGAAACGCUGUCUGGUACAAUCUUUAGUAAUUAUCCAGUGAACGCAGUAGCACGCAUUGCACUCCAUUAUUGCUAUUUUAUCGUCAGUCCUGCGCCAGGGCAUAUUUUCGAUAUCGUUUUGUAAUAUUUGAUUUUUACCAUUUUCUUCAAUUAAUCCAGGAGACCAAUUUAUUUGAGAGAUUGAUUUUACCUUGGUCGAGUUAUCACGGUAAACAAGAUGGUGAAAGAAACCACUUUUUAUGAUGUCCUCGGUGUCAAGCCAGGGUGUUCACAAGAUGAUCUCAAAAAAGCUUAUAGGAAACUUGCCCUUAAAUAUCACCCGGACAAAAAUCCCAAUGAAGGAGAAAGGUUUAAACAAAUAUCACAAGCGUACGAAGUAUUAUCUGAUCCAGAGAAGAAACGCAUUUAUGACACUGGCGGUGAACAAGCAUUGAAAGAAGGAGGAAUGGGCAGCCACUUUUCGUCUCCCAUGGAUAUCUUUGACGUAUUUUUCGGUAGCAGUUCAAGACGCAGGGCGCGGAAAGGCCAAGAUGUUGUGCAUCAAUUAUCUGUUACGCUUGAAGAAUUGUACAAAGGAACCACGAGAAAACUCGCUUUACAAAAGAACGUUAUCUGUGAAAAAUGUGAAGGAUAUGGAGGUAAAAAGGGAUCGGCAGAGCAGUGUACUACAUGUCACGGUUCUGGUAUGGUAAUGCAAAUUCAGCAGCUGGCUCCGGGUAUUGUCCAGCAAAUUCAAUCAAAGUGUUCAAGCUGCAAGGGUCAGGGCGAGCGUAUCAACCAGCGAGACCGAUGCAAACACUGCGGUGGCAAGAAAACCAUCCGUGACCGAAAGAUUUUGGAAGUUCACGUUGAUAAGGGUAUGGUUGACGGUCAGAAGAUUGUUUUCAAUGGCGAAGGUGAUCAAGAACCCGGUCUUGAACCCGGUGAUAUCAUUAUUUUACUUGAUGAAAAAGAACAUCCCGUCUACAAGCGAGCUGGAAACAAUUUAAUCCUACCAAUGACAUUAAAUCUUACGGAAUCAUUGUGUGGAUUCCAGAAAAUAAUUCGUACUCUCGACGACCGAAAUCUUUUGAUAACGUCAUUACCGGGGCAAGUUGUGAAACAUGGUGAUCUUAAAUGUAUACCAGAAGAAGGUAUGCCGCUGUACCGAGAUCCAUUCACAAAAGGAAAACUUACGAUUCAUUUCACUAUCGAGUAUCCAAAAUCACUUGAUCCAGCCGUUAUUCCACAAUUAGAAAGUUUGUUACCGGCACGUGAUCAGGCAAUCAUUCCCGAUGAUGCUGAAGAGGUCGAUUUGCAAGACUUUGACCCUAUGUUAGACGCCCAACAACAACGUGAGCGAGGAGGCGAAGCGUAUGACGAAGACAAAGGUUCAUCUCGUGUUCAAUGUGCUACACAUUAAUUAAUUAAUAAAUAAAUAAAUAAAUUUAUUAAUUUACUAAAUGCUAAUUGUCAAGAAAACAAGAUAAAUUCAUCAGAACCACUACAAUAAUUAUUUUAUUUCUUAAAUUAUUACGAUGAUAAUAACAAUAAUAAUUAUAAUUAAAUGAUCAACUCAACAUCCCAAUUGCCGCAUCAUAAAUAUAAUAUUAUUAUUGUGAUCCCCUGGACAGUAGCGUAAUAAUAAUUGUUAGGUUUUCAUUAAAUUAAUCAAGUGAUAAAAAUAAUUCGAAUUGAAUAAACAAUAAAAUUGCAAUAAUAUCUAAUUAAAAAAUUUACAAUUAAAAUAAGACAUUAAGAUGAGCCUUUGUCCAUUAUAAUUACUGUUGUUUUUCCUUUUGUCCGUAAUACAGACGGAGCGAAUUGUACUUAUAAAUCAAUGCGCUCUUUAGAACGAUUAUAAACAUUAAUAACUAAUUAAUUAAUUGAAACAAUAAUAGUUAUUUAAUAAUAUUAAUAAUGAUGAUAAUAAUAAUUAUUCAAAUAAAAUGAAAGUGGCUGAGCUAGCUGAGUUAUGUCCGUAAAUUCAUUGAUCCUAGCUCCAUUAAAGCUGUUUUUUGUUUUUAAAUCACUGCUUUAGAUAGAAAUAACUUAUCUUAAUUAAUAAAUUUAUCUAAAGAAAA